This is a messenger RNA of Mya arenaria, 2682 nucleotides long. Its product is annotated as basement membrane-specific heparan sulfate proteoglycan core protein-like. The record is from RefSeq and is a predicted model, not a curated record. The transcript has 3 exons. Gene Ontology annotation, biological process: cell-cell adhesion. Bases 57 to 1544 code for a protein of 495 amino acids. Lineage: Eukaryota; Metazoa; Mollusca; Bivalvia; Myida; Myidae. Gene Ontology annotation, cellular component: cell-cell junction. Gene Ontology annotation, molecular function: cell adhesion molecule binding.
GACAGUUUAAAUUAAUAUGAAGUAUUUUCAUGAGGUUUGUUUACACAACUUAAAACAUGAAAAUGGACAUAUCAUCUAUUCUAUUGUUUUAUUUUCUGGCUAAUGCAAUAACAGGAGAAGUUCAAAUUCGGUUGAACGGAUAUGACGUCAAAAGGGUACCUGGUGAUAACGUCAUAAAAGUUGUAGAGCACGACUCGGCAUUAUUAAAAUGUUUUACAUUAUCCACGGCAUCCAUAACCUGGGCGAUUACAAAACCAAUGAUCGGGUCAACAACAAUACAUAACGAUACGAUUCUGAUUCCCGUAAUACAACCGGAGGACAGUGGAGAUUAUACCUGCAAGGUGGUCUCAGACAUGAACAAAAACACGACUAAAGUGAAAAACAUCACCUUGGAGGUCGUGUACAUGAAAUCUCCCGCCAUUUCUGGUCACUUGGCUAUGUUUGAAGACGAGACGGUAGAACUAUCGUGCGCGGUGGAUGCUAACCCGACACCUCAGUAUGAAUGGAGGAACGAUAACGAAUUAACCAUCUCGAGGGGACAAACAUUAAACAUAACGUUGGAUAAAAGUCGGAUUCGCCCAUAUAACAGUAGCUUUCAAAUAAAAUUCAAAUGUGUAACAAUCCGCAUGCUUAUACCAAGUUUUGGUAGUGGACGUCGGGCGGAAGGAAGUGUUCGAAUAAACGUUACUGUGUAUAGGAGCGUCAAAAUGCAAGGUUUCGAGAAUGGGGGUAACUAUUUCAACGUCGCGAAAGGGGACACUGUUGACAAAGUAUGUCUAGCGUUGGCCUACCCUGAACCACAAUUUUGGUGGACUAAAUCUUCGAACACGACGUCUGAAGUCAUUAUUGCGUCGGGCCAACGUUUGGUCAUAAAAAACGUAACAGUAAAGGCGGACGGAGUAUACACGUGCCAUGCCUCGAAUUUGGUUACGUUAAAAAAUGGCAAACUUUUAACAACAUCGGACAGUACAGAUCUUCAGGUUAUCGUAUUCACUUCACAAACCGAUCUUCAAGAAACAGCAAGUCCAAACUGCAAAUGUACGUCCGAACUGUUAUUUUCUAGAAAAAGAGAUUUAAUAAUAGCUUUGACUAUAGGCUGGGGCUUUGCGAUAAUAACGCUCGUGGUUUAUAUCUGCCAUAUUCGAAAAUUGAACAGGAACACUGAGCAAAAUACAACAGAAGUUAAGAGCGAGACAACUGCUCAUGCCAGGGGAAAUGUUGAAACCAGAGUGCCUUUACCACACACUCCCGAUCAGAGCAGUUGGGACAGAAGUUUAGAGUCAACCCUUCCCAAAUAUACUGAUAAUUCUCAGUAUUUUGAAAUACACGCACUUCAUGGAAAUCCUGUUCGUGGCAACGCCGAUAAGGGCUAUGGACGUCAGGAUACUAAUACAUGUAGUGCGGAGGGAAGUUCAACUGAGCUUAAACACCCCUCGAAUGACGCGGGCCCACAAACAGGGCGUCUUCCCGCUGAUAGUCACGUAUACGAUUAUUUGGAUAUAAACAGUUCUGAGGGAAGUGAAACUGAACUUAAACAGCUCUAGAAUGACGCGGGCCCCCACACAGGGAGUCUUCCCGCUGAUAGUCACGUAUACGAUUCUUUGGAUAUAAACAGUUCUGAGGGAAGUGCAAUUGAACUUAAACAGCUCUAGCAUGACGCGGACCAACGAACAGGGUGUCUUUCCACUGACAGUAACGAAUACGUUGAUUUGGAUAAAAACGUAAUACGGCUUAUUCUUAUAUACAUCCUUUUUAAUUCGUCAGAGUGACGGAAAACCCUUGUUUUGUGGUUUGUGUUGUUUGUGAAUUUGUGUGUUAAUGUUGCCGUUAAGCUGGGUUUAUUUUAAGCUUUCGAAUACUGGACUUGUUUCUGCAGGUUUUUUUUUUAACUUGGACCUACAGUCUUAUAACAGUAGAAACUUUUCAUUACGACCUUCUUUUGUCUAACACAUUGUACAACCGUGGUAGCAUAACAAUUGACCCUCGAUUGUCAAAGCAAAAGGAAUUAACCCUACCAAGAAAGAUCGUCAUAAAUGCUACGCAGGUAAAAAGGCUUAAAGGCAGUAUUUGUAAGAGCUAUUAUAACUGUAUAUACGUAUGCCAAUAACUUUGUCAAUUUUAAGUCUCGUAAUCUUAUUUGUAAGCUGACUUAGUGGCAGAUAUUAAUGGACUAUUACACUUAUGUUUAAGUGCACAAAUAACGCAGUUAAUGUUAAGUCUCCUGUAUCAACUAUCAUAGUGUCUUUGUAAGAUAGCGUAAAAGCAGUAUCAAGAAAUACUUUACUAGAACUGUAUAUAAGUUCAAAAGAAACACUGUCAAAUUUUAGUCUCUUUUUCCAACUAUCUUAGUAUCUUAGUAAGCUAGCGUAAAGGCAGUGUCAAGAAAUACUACACUUGUAAAGGCAGUGUGAAGAAAUACUACACUAUCUGUAUAUAAUUACAAAAGAAACACUGACAAGUUUUAGCCUCGUAUCCAAAUAAGGCAGUAAUAAGAAAUACUAUAUUCUCAACAGAAUGACUUCGGGGGAUAGUGAACUACGCAUGUAGGAUGCGGAAUGGUUUAAAUUAUUCAUUCAAUGUAUAAAAUGGUGGGCCUUUACCUUAAAACACAGAUACUUGAAAGUAUGGGGCUUACUGUAAAGUUGAACGUGGCCUCAGCUAGGUAAAAUCAGUAUUGAGCCU